Molecule: messenger RNA, 3240 nt
Organism: Anolis sagrei ordinatus
Lineage: Eukaryota; Metazoa; Chordata; Lepidosauria; Squamata; Anolidae
Gene: ARFGAP3
Product: ADP ribosylation factor GTPase activating protein 3
Biological process (GO): COPI coating of Golgi vesicle
Molecular function (GO): GTPase activator activity
Source: RefSeq, a predicted model, not a curated record
CUGCGUGUCAGUGGGCGGUCUGGCUUCCUGCGCUCUUCCUGCGCGGAGCCGGUGGCUCGGCUUUGUUUGGGCUGAGGGGCCUCGAAGCGGCGGCGGCGGCAGGAAUAGAGACGAUGUGUGAGCCCAGCAAGCAGGACAUUCAGGCCGUCUUCAAGAGGCUGCGUGCCGUCCCGACCAACAAGGCGUGUUUUGACUGUGGAGCAAAAAAUCCAAGUUGGGCAAGCAUAACAUAUGGUGUCUUCCUGUGUAUUGAUUGCUCUGGGACCCAUCGUUCUCUUGGAGUUCAUUUGACUUUUAUUAGGUCUACAGAAUUAGAUUCUAACUGGUCAUGGUAUCAACUGAGAUGUAUGCAAGUUGGAGGAAAUGCAAAUGCUUCUGGCUUUUUUCAUCAACAUGGUUGUACAACAAAUGAUACCAAUGCCAAGUAUAGUAGCCGUGCUGCUCACCUUUAUAGGGAAAAGAUUAAAUCCCUAGCAACUCAUGCAACACGCAAGUACGGUACUGAAUUAUGGAUAGAUGGCUGUGGAGCCCCUCCCCUGUCACCUCAGGAAAAAGAGGAAGACUUCUUUGCCUCACACGUUUCUCCUCGGAUUAUUGACACAGAAUGGGAGGCAGCACAUGAGGAGACAAAUAGUCUCAACUGUGCAGAUAAUUCAGAAAGCAAAGAAGAACAACCUGAACAUGGACCAAGUGUUGACUGCCUUAGUGUGUCACCACAAGCAUCACUAGCCAGCUUGGAGAAUGUAAAUACUUCAGGCACCGCACCUAGCAAAGAUGCUAGCUCUAUGCUGAAGAAGAAGUCAAAUCAAAUGAAAAAGGGGAUUGGAGCAAAGAAAGCUGGUUUGGGAGCCCAGAAAAUGAGCAGUAAGAGUUUUAAUGAGAUUGAAAAACAAGCACAAGCUGUCGAUAAAAUGAAAGAAAAUCUACAUGCAAACAAAAGAGCUGAGAAAGAAGAACCUCUAGUAUCCUCUUUACGCCUGGCCUACAAAGAUCUUGAAAUUCACAUGAAAGAAGAAAAAUUAAAUGUGACCGGAAAAAAGAAAACAGAAGUAGAUAGACUCGGCAUGGGAUUUAGUGGAAAUAGAAGUGGCAUUUCCCAUUCAGUAACUUCAGAUAUGCAGAUCAUAGAACAAGAAACGCCUACAACUGCAAAACCUAGGAAGAAGUAUAAUGAUGACGACGACUCAUAUUUUUCUUCCUCUAGUUCAAGAUACUUUGAUGCACCUGAGUUGAGAAGCAGCACUUUUUCUAAAUGGGAUGAUGAUUCUGAUUCCUUCUGGAAGAAAGAGAGUGUCAGCAGAGAUGUGGAAACGAUCCUUACUUCAAAACCUAUGAGCUAUUCAGACAGGCCCUCCUCUCGUCGGAAAGCUGACUAUGAACCUUCAAACACAGAUGAGGCACAAAAGAAAUUUGGCAACGUUAAAGCUAUUUCAUCAGAUAUGUACUUUGGAAAGCAAGAUCAUGCCGAUUAUGAAGCUAGAGUUCGUUUAGACAGGCUUUCUGGAAAUUCUGCUAUAAGUUCAGCUGAUUUAUUUGAAGAUCAGAAGACGUCACCUUCAGGCAGUUAUAAUAUUUCAAAUGUCCUUCCCAACGCUCCUGAUAUGGCUCAAUUUAAAAAAGGAGUAAAAUCAGUCGCUGGAAGGCUUUCGGUGCUGGCAAAUGGAGUCAUGACUUCUAUCCAGGACCGUUAUGGCUCUUAACUACUUUUAUUCAACUGACUGGAGACAUAGAAGACUUUUUUUCCAAAUAUACUUCAGCCAGUGGUCAUACUGUUGAUUUUACACAAAGGCUGCCUUAAGGCUGUAGAAUAUUUUAUUCCAAUGAUUUGGCACCUGUAUUUUACCACAUAUCUUUUCUGCUUCCUAGCAUCUUUCAUUUAAUGUAGUUACUACUUAUCACUUUUGCUUUUAUUAUAUUAUAGCUGUAUCUCCUGCUGUUCAUGUCUACCAUUAUUAUGCUACGAAUGGUAUCCUUGUGGUUGUUAUGGCUACUUUGGUUCUGGGACCAGACGACAAAUGCUAUUUUUUCUUACACAGGAUGGUUGCCAUGUACCUAUAAAGCCCUUUUGGUAAACUUUAGUUAUAUGAUCUGAAGAGAAACCCAAGUAUGUAAACUUGAGCGGUUUCUUGCAGAAAAUGUUGCCAGCUUUUAUCUCAAAAUUGGGCCUGUCCAUAUGUUCCUGGGAGUGGGUUUCAAUCUUGUGCCAUUUAUUUUCUAUGGUUCCUGGAAAAAGGCCUCCUUCAUACUUAACACUGAACUGCCUACCUCAAAAAUGGUCCAAAAUAUUCACUUGUGCUCCAGAGAGGCUUCUGGGGUUGAUGAGAAAGAAAAUUAUCAAAAAAUUGCGGACAGAGUUUAGGGUCUUAGGGAUACUCACCCUAGAGAACAUCUUUUGGGUGGAAAGGAAGUUCAAGUCCUGUAAAGAUAAUUUAAUCCAUUGGAGAUGUUGCCGAUUUGGAUACUAAGGGGACUUUCCGAUUUGAGCAUUAUCUUCUUGGGCUGGUGAAGGAGUGGAGAGAAUUGCAAGACCAGUACGUGCUCCUAUAUACUUGCUGCACAAGAAUGAGAAGGAGUUGGGAUGGAGGAGUAGAAAAGAGACAUGGCCCAACACAGAGUUGUGCAUCUAUUGAUUUUAGUGGGUGAAAAUGUGUUUAACUAUGAUAUAUUUGUAAUCAAAGGAAAUACUGAGGUGAGAGUUAAACACUGUAUUCAGUAUGAAAGUGCUAUGAUCUUUAAAACAAUGGUUCAAUGAAAGCAGUGAUGUAAUUUUUCUGAGAAAAAGCACAACUAAUUUGUCAUAUGUUUAAAAUCUUAUUUUCAUGUCUUGACACCUAUUUAUUCAUAACUAUUUUUUUCUGUAUUGCGAUUAGAUGCUUUAAAUGCCUUUAAACAAUCAAUAGGGUGUAUGAUAUCAAAUAUAUAGAUAAGGGAGGAGGGAUGGAAAAUAGAAUAUGGUAAAUGAAGGGCUAAACAAGAAUAAUCUAAUAGAAUGUUUAAACGCUGUAAGAAUUCUAGUACUAUCUUGUGGAUGUAAAAAGAAGUCCUAAAUAUGUACAUAAAAAGGAUAUACUGUGGCUGUGUUUUAGACAGCCUAGAGCUGUAAUUGUUCAGAAUAAACUAAAUCUAAACUGUUAUUUGAAAGAUUGCCAGAAAAACUUCACUCUACCACCUCUGUGUCUGUUUCUGGAAGAGCUGUCAUUUCAAUAACAUCUGAAAUAAAUUCUCGUUUUACAUGUCAAA